Messenger RNA from Homarus americanus (American lobster), 681 nucleotides. RefSeq names its product basic salivary proline-rich protein 3-like. The transcript has a single exon. The record is from RefSeq and is a predicted model, not a curated record. NCBI's taxonomy places the organism in Eukaryota, Metazoa, Arthropoda, Malacostraca, Decapoda, Nephropidae. The coding region runs from base 1 to 681 and encodes 226 amino acids.
AUGCUAAAGGACCCCUGGAAGUGCCGCCACUGGAGUGUCUCAGGGGUCUUCGUUUCCUUUGGGAGGGUUCCUGGAGCUCGCGAAGCCCUUGAGAUGGUACCAGGGCCCCAGUCGCCCUUUGGGAGGUUUCAUGGGGACUCCGCCGCUCCUGGGAAUGUUCAAGGGGCCCUAGGUGUCCCUGGGAGGCUCCCCGGGGCUUCUUCCACAUUUGGGACGGUCCCAGGGGCCCCCGCCGCCUCCUGGAGGGGUCUCAGUAGAACCCACCCGCCACUGGGAGGGUCCUUGGGGUCCCCGCUGCCCCUGCAAGGGUCACGGGGGCUUCCGCCGCUCCCGGGAGGAUCCCAGGGGCCCCCGUCGCCUCUGGGAGGGUGCCUAGGGCCCUCGACGCCCCUGAGAGGAUGCUCACCGCACCUGGGUGGGUCCCAGGAGCCCUGGCCGCCCCUGCAAGGGUCACUGGGAUCCCCAGAAGCCCCUUGGAAGGUCGGAGGGGCCCCACCAACCCGGGGAGGGUCUCAGGAGCCUUCGCAGCACCUGGAAAGUCUCAGGGGCCCCCGUCGCCACUAUGAGCGUCCCAGGGGCCCCUGCUGCUUCUGGGAGUGUCCCAGCGGCCCCCGUAACCCCUGUGAAUGUCCCUGUCGCACCAGGGAGGGUCCCUGGGGCAAUUGUUUUUGUGCUAUCUAG